AUGCGGCUACUCAAUGCGGAGACACUUGAGAUCGAAUCGUUCACCGGAUCAGUAUCAAGGGAAACGCCUUACACCAUCUUGUCUCACACCUGGGAAAACGAUGAGGUCUCCUUCGAAGAUAUGAAGGAUUUAUCGCUCGCAAGAACGAAGGCUGGUUUUGCCAAAAUCGAGGCGGCAGCAGCGAUGAGCGUCGAUCACGGCGUCAAGUACAUCUGGAUCGACACAUGCUGUAUCGACAAGAGUUCCAGUGCCGAGCUAUCCGAGGCCAUAAAUUCGAUGUUUCGAUGGUACAAGGAUGCUUCAGUCUGCUUUGCAUUUCUCUCGGAUCUCAAGAUCGCAGAGCAAGGCAAGGACCUUGCCGGGUUCCGCGACUGCAGAUGGUGGACACGGGGAUGGACACUCCAGGAGCUGCUCGCCCCCGCCGAGGUGUUGUUUUUGGAUGAAGCAUGGACGCUUCGAGGGUCGAAGACAGAACUCGUGGACGCGAUUCAAUCCAUUACAGGCAUCGAAGCGUGGGUGCUGGUCUCAUCCGCGUCAUUGUCGACUGUACCUCUAGCAAAGCGCAUGUCUUGGGCAGCGAAUCGUCAGACUACUCGCGUAGAGGACAUGGCUUACAGCCUUUUGGGCAUUUUUGACGUCAACCUGCCGCUUAUCUACGGAGAAGACUCAAAAGCUUUCAUUCGUCUUCAAGAGGAAAUCCUGAGGACAACAACCGACCUGUCACUAUUUGCGUGGCAUGCAGGCCCGAACGCGACUUUUCGAGGCGUGCUUGCGCAAUCUCCUUACGAUUUUCGCAGCUGCAACGACAUCGUCACCAGUGAUGACCAAUUUCGCUUCCGUGAUGAGAUCGUCAGGACCAAUAAAGGCAUCAAGGUGAGAGUCCCGCUUCAAAAUACGUCUAGUGGAUUGUAUAUCAUGGACCUGCAUUGCUAUAAACAAAACGCGACUGGUUCAGAAGCACGACAGGGAAUACUGUUGAAGCGGGUGAUGGACGUCUACGUUCGUGCUUCAGCAAAUCAAACCGUCGAACGCGGUGGUCCGCCUACCGGAUAUGGUCAAGUGAUAUAUCUCUGCACUGAAACGGACGACAACGCACUAGCCUCGGGAAUGGCUGAUGACCGGGGACAACACAUCCAGUUGACGUUUCCUAAGAACAGCCCUCGCUAUAAGAUUGACGACGUACGGGCUGUUCCCGAAGUUUACUGGCAGGGGGACGGGCACUAUUUCUCCUAUGAGGGUCUACGACAUUUUCGGUGCUUUGUGCGUUUCCGAGUCACCUCCCGGACAUCGCCAACGGAGCUAGCCUACGGUGCCAUUAGUGAAAAGAGCUCACGAUUCAUAUUGUUUUGCGAGCUCGGUGGCUCUAAUAGUCUUCGCACGAGUCUGUACGCGGAGACUGGUUUGCAGUCUAGCCCGGCGCCAGCGGGAUUCAUCGAUCCCUUUCGGAAUAUCGAUCAGUACGGACCGCUGGGAGAUCCUUUCAGCCUUUCUGUGCUGAGUCCCGGGGGACGGGAGGACAAAAGCGUGCGGAUGAUCCAUGAGAAUCAACGACACAACUAUACGGUGUCUACCCAUCUUGUCGACGUUCAACAGAGUCCACCCUUUGAUGUGAGCAUACUCAUCACACCUUCUGAUGAGUACGGCACAGUGUUCGGAGCACAAUAUGCUCAACUACAGAACAUUUCCGAUCGUCCGACUGUCGCAGUGCCAUCCGCGCCAGCACUCGGCCCUGGUGGUGCCAACCGGCUUCUUCGGGCAGCGUACCUUCCCUUGGAUCAGUACGGUACCGAAGACCCAUGGCCUGAUCAGGGUGAUAUCGAAGACCCAUGCUGA
Molecule: messenger RNA, 1833 nt
Organism: Cyphellophora attinorum
Lineage: Eukaryota; Fungi; Ascomycota; Eurotiomycetes; Chaetothyriales; Cyphellophoraceae
Product: Vegetative incompatibility protein HET-E-1
Exons: 1
Coding region: 1-1833 (610 amino acids)
Source: RefSeq, a predicted model, not a curated record